Messenger RNA from Dimorphilus gyrociliatus, 2004 nucleotides. NCBI's taxonomy places the organism in Eukaryota, Metazoa, Annelida, Polychaeta, Dinophilidae. The record is from the annotation of a GenBank genome assembly.
AGAGAGAGAGAAAGAGAGAGAGAGCAAGAGCGAGAGAGAGACAGAUAGACAGACAAAAACUAAAGACUUCAACAUACUUUUGUAUUUCCCUUGAGAGAAUUUACAUUAAAGCGAAGCUUUUUAAAUGGAUUUGCUUCGACUUUCAAUACUAAUACUUUACCUUUUUUCCGCAAACCACAGCAUUGAAUAUAUUAUUUCCAAUUUAAAUACUUUCCUAAUCUAUAAAUCUGUUAAAAAUAUUCUACAAUUUGUUAUAUUUAAACAAAUAGAGACCGCGUGAACUAAAAGUAUAAGAAUAAAUAAUGUACCCAGGUCUAGUUCUGUAGAAACAGUUUUUUUUGAUUCCAUUUAAACCCUACCCCUAUACUUUUCUAAUGCAAAAAUUUUGACUUGUUUGUUUCAUACAAAAGGCUUAUCAAUGAGGUUUUUCUUUGACUUGAAAAUAACUUUUCUUACAUAUUUUUCCUCUUUCUAGAGAAUUAAAGGCGAAUUGUAUGAAGUUGAUCAAAGUGUUUUAUUCACUCUGGACGAUUUAGAACGACAUCCUAUAUUUUAUGAAAGAAGCAAAGAAAAAUUUGAAAUGACUGAUUGCAAAAGAGAAAUCGAGGCACAGAUCUAUUUAGUAAAUGAUUUCAAAGAAGACCUUUUAAAGUUAAAAUUCUAUGAUAGCUAUAAAGUUUAUUUAGAAGAAGGGGAACAAUUAAAGAGUUUCUUCUUGAGAAAUCCAUUCUCAACGUACGAUCCGAGAACUGAUAUGAUAAACCACUGGACAAACAUGUACGUGGCUGUUGGAGGUCCUCCUUAUUCUAUUGUUUUACCUCAAGGUAUCUCUUUAGAAGAAUGUGGUGGAACCUAUCUGGGGAAGUUCACCUCGAAAGACAUAUGGAAGAUUUUAAAAAUUGAUGAAAGCAGCUUUUUUACAUGGAAUUCCGUUAAGAAAAUUUCUCACCAUGAUAAAGAAGCUGAUAUAACCACAUUGAGUUAUCUUGAUGAUGUAACCGCCUAUACACAUAUAAUUGGUGGCCUUUGGGCCCUAGAUGUUACAUUAUUGGAGAAAAUCGAUAAGAAAUUUGGAUUCGGAAAAGUAUCGAGAAGGGAUAGGUUGAGAGGUUUCCUGGAAACAAAUUAUGGUGAGAAAAAGCUUAUUACCACUCAAAUUUACGUUCUCAAUGCAAAUGUGGUUUUGGACGUAACGAGCAGCAAUAUAGCUUCGUUAACAAAUACAUAUUCUUCCAAAAACUUACAGAGCCAUGAAGAAGUUAUUAAGAAAAUAGCUAACAACGAAUAAUAAUAUUACACAAUGAAAGAACUAUAAGAUUUUUGUUAAAAACUAUAUAUUGCCUGAUUAAAUUAUAAAAAAAAUUGAUGUUAUUGCCUUCUUCUUUUCGCUCUUGUUGACAUACACUACGGCUUGUGACACCUACAGUAUAAGUAUGAAACUAAAGUAAUUUUGAUGCAAAGAAUAAGAAUUAUUUGAUACUAGAGGAGAAAAUAUAAAGCAAUAGAAUUAGAUUUAUUUUAAUAUGGAUCUGUGGAAAAACUGAAAGUUGAUGUAAAUGAAUCUUUACAAUAUUUUUGAGGUUUAUUAAUACUUUUACAUAUCAUUUGCAUUCAUUGAUUUUCUCAGCUACCAAUACUAAUACUAUAAGGUAUACUUUCAUCAUCAAUAAAUAGAUAUUGUGCCAUCAAACGACAAAGUCUACUCAACAGGACUAUAGAUGAAUGUAUUAAGUUGUUACGUUAACUAUUUAAUCAUAUUUCCUUAUAAUUUAUUGUUAAAAUGAAAGAUAUGAUUUAAUGAGAAAAUUUAAAGAAUAUUGUGUAAUCUGAAACGACAUUAAAUAUCUGACAGAAACUGUACGUAGGGAUUACUUAAAAAAUCUAUACUAUUUCUCGUCCUAAAAAUGUGUCAACAGUGAAAUUCGUAGUAUCUGAAUUUAGAUGAAACUAUUUCGUUAGUGUAUUGAUGAAUAUCGUCAAAUUUUUCUCUCACUUACUCUUUUU